GCAUGAGGGCAUGGAUGAGAUAAAUUUGUGCCCAGGUCUAUUACGCGUUCUUUGUUUUCUUUGUUCUCUCUUUAUCGCUUUUUCUUUCACACACUUUUUUUUUCUCCAUAAUUCCACAUUGUUCAUUUAACAAUGAAGUUUCAAUCGCUCAUGCUCAUCUCGCUGGCCAGUGUCGCAUUGGCUUCUCCUGCAUGGUGGGAGCAGUGGACUGUCAAUCGACACAAGACUGUCGCUGAUAACGGUUAUGGCAAUGACGACAGACGUCUUGUCCAGACUGCUGCUGACCAGGCUCCAUUCUGGACAACUGAGCAUGAACGUCUUUUAAUGUUCCGCAAAAAAAUCAAGUUUAUGGAUAUUACUGAUCACCAAGAUCUUGGUACCUCGCGUCUCUUUACCAUGGGCAAAAAACCUCUUCCAAAAGAGGCUGUUCACCAAGAGGAGUUCGCUAAAUACGUUGACCAUUUAUCAACAGCCAAUAUGGAGGUUGCAUUAACUAAAUUUACAGAGUUCCACACUCGCUACUAUAAGAGUGAGACUGGCUUCCAGUCUGCCAAGUGGCUAUACAAGCAGAUCAGUGAUCUCAUCGAGGAAACUGACGCCGACUCGGAUGUUAGUCUCCGUAAGUUUGACCACGACUGGAAACAAUUCUCAAUCAUUGCUCGCUUCGAGGGUAAGAACGAGUCAUUAUCGAACGAGCCAGUCAUUGUGGGUGCACAUCAGGACUCUGUCAACAUGUGGCUUCCUAUGCUUCGCUCACCUGGUGCUGAUGACGAUGGAUCUGGCACUGUAACCACCUUGGAAGUCUUCCGUGCUCUCAUCAACAUUGGCUUCCACCCUGCACGCCCUGUUGAGUUCCAUUGGUACUCUGCUGAAGAGGCUGGACUUUUGGGUUCACAGGCUGUCGCCAAGAGCUACGAGAAGAAGGGUGUUGACGUUCUUGCUAUGAUUCAGAAUGACAUGACUGGAUACGUUGGAUCCAAGUUUGCUGAAUCGUAUGGAAUCGUUGUUGACCAUGUCGAUCCAGAGUUGACUCAGCUCGUGAGCGUCUAUGCUAAAGAGUAUGGAGAUAUCCCAGUUCGUGAGACCAAGUGCGGUUAUGCCUGUUCUGAUCAUGCUUCAUGGGCGAAGGCAGGAUACCGAUCUGCUUUUGCAAUUGAAGGAGAGUUCUCUGAUAACAGUCCAUACAUCCAUACAGCAAACGAUGAUUUGUCACACAUUAAUUUUGACCACAUGUUGCAGUUUGCUAAACUGACUCUUGGAUUCACAGUUGAACUUGGACAUUUCAAGGGCGGGGAGAACUGAAAGUCAAAGUACCAGAGUACCAGAAGUGCAAGUAGAAGUAGAUAACAUUCCCGUGUCAUGUUCACCUGUUUAUUAUAUGGUUACAUGAAUAAAUGAAUCAGCAACACAGCCUGAUGAAAAAGCAUGCC
Lobosporangium transversale is the source of this 1430-nucleotide messenger RNA. Its product is annotated as leucine aminopeptidase 1. Bases 133 to 1302 code for a protein of 389 amino acids. Gene Ontology annotation, biological process: proteolysis. Gene Ontology annotation, molecular function: metalloexopeptidase activity. Lineage: Eukaryota; Fungi; Mortierellomycota; Mortierellomycetes; Mortierellales; Mortierellaceae. The record is from RefSeq and is a predicted model, not a curated record. The transcript has 7 exons.